AUGGAGACCUCGCCGUUGAUCAAGGUGAACCCCGCUUCAGCGUCGCCGAACACGCAGGCUCGCCCUGAACUUGCGACUGACAGAGAAUUGCAGGCCCACGACCACGCAAGAGCCGCUUCCACGGCGACACAAACGUCAGAUACUACGGUGGCUAUCAAUGAGCAUGCCUUGGCCGCCGGCGAGUUCUCAAAUGCUGCCAACUCGACCACUAGCAUUGAGGCUCUGAGAACAUUAAGACUCCUGGAACAGCACCACCAACGGCUGUCCGAACUACUAAAGUAUCCUUCACAACAUCCGGUCCAGCCGGGUACAGACAAUGAGCCCGGUCAGUCUAGUGAAAAGGAGACAUCUGGCCAGGAUGCUCGAGAUGAAGGCUCAACUGCUCCGAGCGAGAACACAACCGCUGCGCCUGUUAGAGCACCCGGCCAGCUCAGCCCUGUUCAGCAGCGGCGGUACCAAGCAAGAGACCUUUCCUCAUCUAUAGCUAGCAAUCUAGCCUCGGCUCGGGGUAUACGAUCAAAAUAUCGAGGUCCGCAGCCUCUGGCCCCGAGUAUCUCGAAUGAGCAGGCACCCGGCAACCUUGAACGCCAUAUGCGAAGGGAAGGGUCGCGCUCGCAAAUGCAGAGUAUGCUUCAUCAGAAGGGAAAGCCAUCUUGGAUUCCACCUUCCCACACAUCACCGACUUUGACCGAACCGAAGGCUGCCGAGCUCGUUUCCCCAAAGGAGGAACCUGCUGCAGGCGAAUCAAGCGAGGAGGGCUUCUCCAGGUUCUACAACACGUUUGGCAGUAUUUUCAACCGGCUUUCAGCUCCUCUCGCCUUUGCAGGUUUGCCGCUGAUUACGGAAGAGUCGGCUACCGAGGUGGCUGCAGCACCAGAGACCUCGCCCAAGAAGAGGACCCGACCGAAAUCUGCGACCAUCACGUUGAACCAAGAGCCAGACCUAUCUCAGAUCUACUCAAAAGCUGCUCUUCGGGCACUCUCACGCGACGGUCACGGGCCAAAUGAUUCUUUCUACGUGGUCCCGAAAACCGGCCACACAGCGUCGUAUGCGAACAUUCUUUCUUUUGAUCAAAAGGAGAAGCGUAGGAUGGCCGCAUCUAUCCAUGCGGAUGACGGCGACGCUCUUGAGGGCAUUGACGAGGAUGACUUUGUCGACGCGCGCGAGACCCAAGGUUCAUUGUCGCCAGGGGUCAAGAAGCGCCUAGGCAGGACUCAGUUGGAGAAUGUGGUCGAGGAACUCUACACUGAAAAUGCCAGCCUGAAGGACAUGCUCGACAAGUUGAGCAAGCGCUUGCAUGCAUUCGAAGCCAACGCCCAGAACUCCCACCUGGCUCUGCAGGAGAGCAUGCGCCUCAUUCGUCCUAACUCUCCGACUUCGGCUGGCGGAGGACCUAAAGCACAGGGUGCAGAUGAGACGCUGCGCAGGAGGAAUGCUGAAUUAGAAGAACAGCUGGCCAAGCAGGCGAAGCAGAUGGAGGUGCUGGAAAAGGAGUAUGGCAGGAUGGAGCGGACCUUGGUCAAGUAUCGGGACAAAUGGGACAAGCUCAAGGCGGGUGCCAAGGCCCGGAGGGAAGCUCAGGGCUCGGCAGACAAUGCCGAAUCCUCCAAACCCGCUACUUGA
Messenger RNA from Thyridium curvatum, 1623 nucleotides. RefSeq lists its product as uncharacterized. Bases 1 to 1623 code for a protein of 540 amino acids. The transcript has a single exon. The record is from RefSeq and is a predicted model, not a curated record. NCBI's taxonomy places the organism in Eukaryota, Fungi, Ascomycota, Sordariomycetes, Thyridiales, Thyridiaceae.